CGGGAUAUGGUCCCUGUUGCGCGACCCGGAGUUAAGGAGGAGCAAAGAUGGCGCCGACAGCAAGGAAUCGGGCGAACGUCCACACGAGAAAAGAAUUACAGAAGGAAAUCCUGAAACGCCAGGCGAAUAACAAAGAAUCCUCCAAAGAGAGAGAGGAUACUGGGCAGAAUAUAAUAGCCGUGGUCGAGCCCUGGACACCAGGAGCAUACACAGCUCUCAAGGCGCUCCUCUCUGCCCGGCUCUGUGCCGCCAUCUGGGCCCUCAUCAACGACUGCGAUGAAACCUACAACUACUGGGAGCCUACCCACUACCUCCUGUACGGCAAGGGAUUCCAGACGUGGGAGUAUGCCCCCCAGUAUGCCCUGCGCUCCUACACCUACAUCCUCAUCCACGCGGUCCCCGGCUGGAUUUACUCUAACCUCCUGCAGUCCAAUCGCAUGCUGGUGUUCUUCUUCAUUCGGUGCAUGCUGGCCCUGGGCUGCUCGGGCUGUGAAUUGUACUUUUACAGGGGUAUCUGCAAGGAAUUUGGGGCAAACGUUGGGAGGCUCACUCUCAGCAUCCUUGUCUUUGCCGCAGGAAUGUUCAUUGCUUCGACUGCUUAUCUUCCUUCAAGUUUUGCAAGGUACAUGACCUUCAUGUCAAUGGGAGCUUGGUAUCAUCAGAGUUACGAACUUGCCAUUUUUACUACUGCCAUUUCGACUUUCCUUGGCUGGCCUUUUGCAGCUGCUAUUGGGAUCCCCAUCGCAUAUGACAUUGUUUUUCGCAAGCAGCAGAUUUUCACAUUUGUCAAGUGGUGCAUAAUAUCCAUGGUCACUAUCUUGGUUCCAAUGGUCCAGAUAGAUUCUCACUACUUUGGCAGCUUGGUCAUUGCUCCUCUAAACAUUGUGAAGUACAAUGUCUUCACUUCUCAUGGUCCAGACCUUUAUGGCACUGAACCAUGGAGUUUUUACAUGUUCAAUGGCUUCCUGAAUUUUAAUAUUGUGUUUUUAGCAGCACUGGCAUCUCUUCCCAUGUAUACACUGGUGUCUUAUUUAGUACAGCUGCCAAAGAAGAGCAGCAUGUACCUCCCACUGUGGCUCACUCUGUCCCCGUUCUACCUCUGGCUCCUUGUCUUCAUCCUGCAGCCGCAUAAGGAGGAGCGUUUCCUUUUCCCAGUCUAUCCGCUGAUCUGCCUUGCCGGAGCCAUUACCAUUGACUGCUGUCAAAAACUGGGCUCAUUCUUGUUAUCAGUGAAACGACAACAUUACCUACACCACACAAAUUGGCUUGCAAUUUGCAUUGUUAUUGUGACGUCAGUGCUAAGCCUUUCACGUAUUGUUGGACAGUAUAGAGCCUACCACGCACCCUUGGAAACGUUCAUGGAGCUGAACCGACUUGCUGUAGAAGAGAAUUUCCCGACUGACCGGCCAAUUAACCUCUGCGUGGGGAAAGAGUGGCACCGUUUCCCAUCCUCGUUUUUCCUGCCAGGUUUAAAUUGGAAUUUACAGUUCAUAGAGAGCGAGUUCCGAGGGCAACUUCCCCAGCCUUAUUCGGAGGCGGCCAAUGGAACCCUAGUCAUUCCCGAGAAUAUGAACGACAUGAACAAGGAGGAGGAGUCGAGAUAUAUAUCCCUAAGUUCCUGUCACUUCUUGAUCGACUUAGACCGAGAAGAGGAGACGGAAAGGGAGCCGAGAUAUACGAAACGCACUGCGGAUUGGAUAACUCUCCAUAGUGUCCCUUUCAUGGAUGCACAGAGAUCUCAUAGAUUACUGCGUGCCUUCUACGUUCCCUUCGUCACGGAACAGCACUGCUCUUAUCUCAAUUAUACCCUGAUGCAGUCAACCAAGUGGAAACCAAAGUCACGAUAUUUAGGACGAUUAUAGUAAUAUAUUGAAUUGUUAUUUUAUUAGAAAAUAAGAUAAAUAAAAAUAAAGUUCUUGCUGUGA
Molecule: messenger RNA, 1925 nt
Organism: Penaeus monodon (black tiger shrimp)
Lineage: Eukaryota; Metazoa; Arthropoda; Malacostraca; Decapoda; Penaeidae
Gene: Alg9
Product: alpha-1,2-mannosyltransferase ALG9-like
Exons: 13
Coding region: 48-1862 (604 amino acids)
Biological process (GO): protein N-linked glycosylation
Cellular component (GO): endoplasmic reticulum membrane
Molecular function (GO): alpha-1,2-mannosyltransferase activity
Source: RefSeq, a predicted model, not a curated record